Cooperia oncophora is the source of this 972-nucleotide messenger RNA. The record is from the annotation of a GenBank genome assembly. NCBI's taxonomy places the organism in Eukaryota, Metazoa, Nematoda, Chromadorea, Rhabditida, Trichostrongylidae.
AUGGACAAUUUUUGCUGUUUUCCUGGUAUGGCGCCGGUAGAACCACCUCCGGAGCCUAAAAAAUGCAAACCACCAGCUCCGUGCGCACCGCCACCAGCGCCACAGCGCCCAGUGGUAUACGUAAGCGCUGCUCCAGCUCCGUAUGCUGGAGGGGCACCACCACCAUCGCCCGCUGGUGGAUAUCCUACUCCUGAAGGGGGUGGACCAGCGCUUGGAGGAGGUCCAUCACUCGCUGGCGGAUAUACUAGUCCUGGAGGGGGCGGACCAGUGCUUGGAGGAGGUCCAUCACCCGCUGGCGGAUAUGCUAGUCCUGGAGGUGGUGGACCAGUGCUUGGAGGAGGUCCAUCACUCGCUGGCGGAUAUACUAGUCCUGGAGGUGGUGGACCAGUGCUUGGAGGAGGUCCAUCACCCGCUGGCGGAUAUGCUAGUCCUGGAGGUGGUGGACCAGUGCUUGGAGGAGGUCCAUCACCCGCUGGCGGAUAUGCUAGUCCUGGAGGUGGUGGACCAGCGCUCGGAGGAGACCCAUCACUCACUAGUGCCUAUGCUGGUAGUGGGCCAGUAGUUGCAGGGGGACCGUCACCUGCUGGCGCAUAUGCUGUUAGCGGAGGUGGCGCACCAGUAAUCGCAGGAGGACCAUCACCCACUGGCGCAUAUGUUGGAAGCGGAGGUGGCGCACCAGUAAUUGCAGGAGGACCGUCACCGACUGCCGCAUAUGUUGGGAGUGGCGCACCAGUGAUCGCAGGAGGACCGUCACCAACUGGCACAUAUGCUGGUAGCGCAGCUGGUGCACCAAUGAUUGCAGGAGGACCGUCACCGAGUGGUGCAUAUGUUGGAAGCGGAGGUGGCGCACCAGUAAUUGCAGGAGGACCGUCACCGACUGCCGCAUAUGCUGGUGCCGGAGGAGGUCCCAGUGCGGCAGCUAUUGCUGGCACGGGCGGCGCGACAUAUGUAUCUUCUGGGAGGAGAAAGUAG